AUGGCAUCUGAACCAACUAUCGAACCUCCUUCUGAGCAAGGGACCUCCCAUGAGAAGUCUCCGGAACAACAAUCCAUCGACUUCGCUAAAUAUCCCUCUUUGCAAAAAAACAUGGAUGUCGAAUCGCACGAUGGGCGAGAGGACAAGUUACUUAGGUACAUCUACGGCCACCCAAAGCUAGACAGCGAGUUGCGAGGUUCUCCCACGGCGAUUUUGGCGGUCAUGGAUGAGUUCGCGGCACAGGAAGACUUUCUGAUCAAUAUUGGGUCUAAUAAAGCGACAAUAUUGACCAAUUUCAUUCAUGAGCACAAACCAAGAGUGUUCUUAGAGUUGGGUACUUAUGUUGGGUAUUCCACAAUUCUGUUUGCAAAUGCGAUGCGAGAAGCGAACCACGGAGGAGAGAAGAUUCAUCUCUAUAGCCUGGAACUAGAUCCGCUCAUUGCGUCAAUCGCCAUGAACUUGGUCAAUCUCGCUGGACUGAGUGACAUUGUCGAGAUCAUCGUCGGUUCCUCCGCGCAUACCCUACGACGUCUUCAUGACCAAGGUAUCUUAGAACAGGGAAGCGUAGACAUGAUCUUCUUGGACCAUGCAGAAGAGCUCUACAAGCCUGAUCUCGAGUUGUGUGAGAAAUUGGGCUUCGUCGACAAGAAAGGUUGUCACAUUAUUGCGGAUAAUGUGGUUCGUCCUGGCGCGCCAGAGUAUCGGGAGUAUGUGCGAGGCAAUCCUCGAAUUGGGAAGAGUUGGGGUGUACCUGCGCUUAUCAUGCCCGGAGAGUUUGAGGACGAGAUCGAGAUUAGUCGAGUGGCUUAA
Messenger RNA from Talaromyces amestolkiae, 810 nucleotides. RefSeq lists its product as uncharacterized. Lineage: Eukaryota; Fungi; Ascomycota; Eurotiomycetes; Eurotiales; Trichocomaceae. The transcript is spliced from 2 exons. Bases 1 to 810 code for a protein of 269 amino acids. Gene Ontology annotation, molecular function: O-methyltransferase activity. The record is from RefSeq and is a predicted model, not a curated record.